UUUCCAUACCCAAAAUCGCUCUUAAAUUUCCAAUCAUGAAUAAAAUCAUUCCCACGUGUUAACUACCAAAAGCCAUUACCGACAAAUAAUCUAAACCACCCAAAUUUGGACACAUCAUAUUCUAUAUAGACUCUAGUUGAAUUCUUUUACAACUCUAUAGAGAGAAUAGUAGAUAGAGAGUGAACGCCAACCAAAUUAAGUAGCCAACCCUCUAAAAAAGGACACUUUCCAUAAAACUAUCCUUCAAAGCCUCAUCAAACUCAAAUUUGUCUCCAUUAUUCAAUUACUCAAUUACAUAUAUACAAAAAAAAAACCACAAAAUGUUACACAUAUAAAAAGGCCACAAUAACCAACUCAAACUCAACACUUAGGAACAUAGCCUUUUUUCUACAAAGAAAGUAAAAUCAUUGUUCUUCUUUCCAAAUAUGAAGUGGAAUAGAGGCCAUACCAUUGGCCAAGGCUCAACCGCCACCGUCUCCCUCGCCACCCUAAAUGGCAAAAUCUUCGCCGUGAAGUCAACUGAACUAUCGUGUUCUCAACCGCUAAAGAGAGAACAAAGAAUUCUAUCUUCUCUAUGUUAUCCAAAUCCUUAUGUGGUUAAUUAUAAAGGGUGUGACAUUACUAUGGAAAACAACAAACUCAUGUACAAUCUUUUUAUGGAGUAUAUGCCAUUCGACACACUUAGCCAGCACGGUGGCCUGCUCAGUGAACAGGCCAUCGUGUGCUACACAAGACAAAUUGUAAAAGGAUUAGAGCAUUUACAUUCAAAAGGGUUGGUGCAUUGUGACAUCAAGGGUGCCAACAUCUUGAUAGGUGAAGAUGGAGCCAAAAUUGGAGACUUUGGAUGUGCUAAGAGUGUCAGUGAAGCCGUCGCGCCAAUUCGGGGAACUCCAUUGUUUAUGGCCCCCGAGGUGGCGCGUGGAGAAGAACAAGAGUGUCCUAGUGAUAUUUGGUCACUUGGUUGCACUUUGAUUGAAGUAUCCAAUAAUUCUACACCAUGGCCAAAUGUAGGAAACCCAAUUUCAGCACUUUAUCAUAUAGCAUAUUCCAAUGAAGUUCCUAAGAUUCCAUCUUUUCUAUCUAAUCAAGCUAAGGACUUUUUAGGGAAAUGUUUAAGGAGGAAUCCAAAGGAGAGGUUUACAGCUAGUCAACUUUUGAAUCAUCCUUUUCUUGGAGAGUUAUGUUCCAAUGAUAAACAAGUUGUGGACUUUAAUUCAAGUUCACCAACUAGUAUUCUUGAUCAAGGCUUUUGGAAUUCUAUGGAAGAAUCAAAAAGCGUUAGCCUUGGAAAUUGGAUUCACACAACAAGUUUUGAUGAGAACUCUAUUGCUAAUAGGAUCAAAAGGUUGGCAGGGGAACCCUGUUGUGCAUGGUGGCAUGAUGAUAAUGAGAAUGAGAGUUGGAUCACAAUUAGAGGGAAAGAAGGAUGUGAAGUUGAUGUUUUUUGCACUUGUGGGUCAGAGAUAAGUUCAACUAGUGAUGAGUUGGAUCUGCAAGGGUUGGCAAAAAGUAAUGUGAAAUAUAGAAUUAAUGGACAUUUUUGUAAUGAUCACAUUCACAUUUGUAGGGAUGCUAGUUUUGUAGGUAGUGUUAGUAAUCUUAAUUUUCAGCCAGGCAUUGUUGAGAUGCUACUACCAUCAACAUUAGAUGUUUUAUGAUUCAAAUCAAUAAUUCAAAAUUCUAUUUUUUUUUA
Messenger RNA from Cicer arietinum (chickpea), 1693 nucleotides. Its product is annotated as mitogen-activated protein kinase kinase kinase 18-like. The record is from RefSeq and is a predicted model, not a curated record. Gene Ontology annotation, molecular function: ATP binding; protein kinase activity. NCBI's taxonomy places the organism in Eukaryota, Viridiplantae, Streptophyta, Magnoliopsida, Fabales, Fabaceae. Gene Ontology annotation, biological process: protein phosphorylation; signal transduction.